UAGCAGUACUAGCAGUACUAGCAGUACUAGCAGUACUAGCAGUACUAGUAGCAGUAGGAGGGCACCGGUUUCCUGGAGUGCCACCAUCCAUGCCUUGAGCCACAUCACACACCGACCAUUGCACACUCACACUCCACAGAUAGCCAGGAGGCGUCUAGGGCAGACCCACACCCUCUGAAGGCACUCAACCCACUCAGCACUGUCUCUGAUCCCUACCACGUUGCCAACGUUUGAAUACGCCCAGCCCGUGAUCCGACUUGGCUGUGGCAGUGGUGGUGGUGGUGACCGGCAGAGUCAUUGGAGUCGUUGUGGCCUUGGUUGUUGGUUGAUUUCCGGUCCUUGUUGGCCUCUUUCCCGUCACUUUCACCUGGUCGUUCAGCUCAGCCUCUGCUUUAGCCUGAGCCUCAUCAUGAGCGGCAACGAAGAAACCACGUCGGACAAGAACGUGGAGAUCUGGAAAGUGAAGAAGCUGAUCAAAUCGUUGCAGAAGGCCCGCGGCAACGGGACCUCGAUGAUAUCGCUCAUCAUUCCGCCCGGCGAUCAAGUGUCGCGCGUGUCCAAGAUGUUGGCCGAUGAGUACGGCACGGCUUCCAACAUCAAAUCCCGGGUUAAUCGCUUAUCUGUGCUGGGCGCCAUCACCUCCGUCCAGCACCGCCUCAAGCUCUACACCAAGGUCCCGCCCAACGGCCUAGUUGUCUAUUGUGGUACCAUUGUCACCGACGAGGGCAAGGAGAAGAAGGUCAACAUCGACUUCGAGCCCUUCAAGCCCAUCAACACGUCGCUCUACCUCUGCGACAACAAGUUCCACACCGAGGCCUUGACGGCCCUGCUGGCCGACGACAACCGAUUCGGUUUCAUCGUCAUGGACGGCAAUGGCGCGCUCUUCGGAACGCUCCAGGGCAAUACCCGUGAUGUGUUGCACAAGUUCACCGUGGAUUUGCCUAAAAAGCACGGGCGCGGUGGUCAGUCCGCCUUGCGUUUCGCGCGUCUCCGCAUGGAGAAGCGACACAACUACGUGCGGAAAGUAGCUGAAACCGCCGUCACGCUCUUCAUCUCCAACGACAAGCCCAACAUUUCGGGCCUGAUUCUGGCCGGUAGUGCGGACUUUAAGACCGAGCUGAGUCAGUCGGACAUGUUUGACCCGCGUUUGCAGGCCAAGAUCAUCAAACUGGUGGAUGUCUCCUAUGGAGGCGAGAACGGCUUCAACCAGGCCAUUGAGUUGGCCGCCGAAUCGCUGGCCAACGUGAAAUUCAUUCAAGAGAAGAAGCUGAUUGGGAAAUAUUUUGAUCAGAUCAGCCAGGAGACCGGCAAGUACUGCUUCGGCGUGGAAGAUACGCUCCGUUGUUUGGAGAUGGGCGCGGUCGAGACGCUCAUCUGUUGGGAAAACCUGGACAUCCAACGUUUCACGCUGAAAAACCACUCCACCGGCGAGGAGAAGAUCUUACAUCUGUCUUCGGAACAGGAAAAGGACAUGACCCAUUUCACGGAUAAAGACACGGGCGUCGAGCUCGAGCUAGAAGAAAACAUCCCGUUCCUGGAGUGGUUGGCCAACAACUACAAGAACUUCGGGGCCACGCUGGAAAUCAUCACGGACCGGUCGCAAGAGGGAUCGCAGUUCGUCCGAGGUUUCGGAGGCAUUGGAGGCAUGCUCCGCUACAAGGUGGAUCUACAGGCCUUGCAACUCGAUGAAUUUGAUGAGGAAGAAUUUGAUUUGGACGACUAUUAGAAACUAGGCGGCGGCUUGUCCAGCUCGUCCUGUGCACGUUCCUGAGCUGAAUGACCGG
Messenger RNA from Tigriopus californicus, 1784 nucleotides. It is a transcript of the gene eRF1, whose product is annotated as eukaryotic peptide chain release factor subunit 1. Lineage: Eukaryota; Metazoa; Arthropoda; Copepoda; Harpacticoida; Harpacticidae. Bases 410 to 1726 code for a protein of 438 amino acids. Gene Ontology annotation, biological process: cytoplasmic translational termination. The record is from RefSeq and is a predicted model, not a curated record. Gene Ontology annotation, cellular component: translation release factor complex; cytosol. The transcript has a single exon. Gene Ontology annotation, molecular function: sequence-specific mRNA binding; translation release factor activity, codon specific.